UUUCCCCGGAUGUUGCGGUUUAGGUGUUUUUCUGGGGUGAACAUUUGGCCGGUUCAUGCAGCCGAUCAGCGACCUACCGUACAAGAAGCUGCGUCAGCUGUCCAGACUUCUGGAUCCCAGCCCUAUCUCGCAGUUGAGCUGGCAAGCGUUGAUCGAAGAACUUCCAGAUGACUUCUACAGUGCAAACCAAGUCCAGAAUUUCCAGCUACUGGCAAUGAGACAAGAUACAACCCCUGCGUAUGAGCUCCUAUUGGACAUGGGAAAGAGAGGAGUCACAGUUGACGAUCUGAGAAGAUGCCUUGAUAGCAUGAAGCAUGAAGAGGCCAAGGCGCUUCUAGCUGAGUCUACUAACCGACAGAGGUUUAGACGCCAGUCUUCUACCGAUUCGACUUACAGCUCAUUUUCAGGUGGCUCUGGAGGAGAUGGAGGAGACGCAUGUGCUACAAGGCAAAGCUUGUUCCACAGAAGUCGUUCUAAUUACUCGCAAAGUUCCAUUGAUUCAAUUGAUACAUCAGUGAGUGCUAACUCACACGAAUGUAGAAGCAGACAACUUGUGGAACAAAAUGUUCAGGGCAACCAAGACAAAGACUACUUGCACCAUAAAGGUGCUGAAGUAGGUCCAACAGCUCCAUCAGCAGAUGAUCCCCCUCCUUAUGAAGAAAACUGUGCUAUUGGUUUGCCACAAUUGAUAGAGCAACUGACAUCAAAGAUGACACAAUGGCAGAAGAUUUUUCUGUCGUUUGUCUUGGGUGUGGUGAUGGUUAUCUACUUGUUGAGGUGUAUCGGCAAACUUUAAAAAUCAGUGCAAGUGGCUAUGAAUUCAUAGUAUGAGAAGUAUUCAUGAGUAAAUCAUAUACAUGUCUGAAACUGAGCAUUUACUGCUUUAUCAGGACAUACAUUAUCAGAUACUGCUCACUGCUUUCAAAAUCACUGCUAGUCAGUAGGCUACUGCUUUGUAAGUACCAGUACUUCAAAAUGUGAUUAUGAGAAACCA
Messenger RNA from Corticium candelabrum, 994 nucleotides. RefSeq lists its product as uncharacterized. Lineage: Eukaryota; Metazoa; Porifera; Homoscleromorpha; Homosclerophorida; Plakinidae. The transcript has 4 exons. The record is from RefSeq and is a predicted model, not a curated record. The coding region runs from base 56 to 796 and encodes 246 amino acids.